AUGGACAAGGCUGAGGAGUCGGCCCUUACAGAGGGGGGCGAGGUCACCAUGUACCUGCUCACCCGUCUGCUAUCCAUCGCUUCAUCGAAUGAGUCAGUCAUACAACAAAUCUUGCAGGCUGGAGUAGGGCUCAUGUUCAACGGGCAGCCGCCGGGCGAGGCAAAGUCGAGCGUGUGCGGCCGCACCUGGGGACCCGGCGCCAUGGCCUACCGCUGCUCGGACUGUCAGAUGAACUCGAGCAGCUGCAUCUGCGUGGACUGCUUCAAGCACGGAAACCACGAAGGACACGACUACCGCCUGUACUCGUCGGGCUACGGCGGCUGCUGCGACUGCGGCGAUCCUGCGGCCUGGAAGCCCAAAGGCGCGUCGUCGACCGAGUCGACAGCCGAGCAGAACUUCAACCCGGAGGUCACCAAAGUCUUCCUGGACCACGUGCUCGGGUUGCUGCAUACUCGCAUGGUGUCGUAUCUGAAGCAGGAGGAGAACGUGGCCGGAAUCGGGUUGAUCCUCACCUUCAUCAGCAAGGUGUGCUCGUUCGGAGAUGCGCCGCGCAGGGUGAUGGCCGAGGCCAUGCUGUCGUUUGGGAAUGCCGAUGACAUACUCAAGGCGCCCGACAGGCCGUCCGUGCUCGAGCACCACAUCUCCGACUUCACCAAGCUCUUGAAGGGCCGAGGCAAGUGCUCCCGCUCACACAUAUAG
Messenger RNA from Acanthamoeba castellanii str. Neff, 699 nucleotides. RefSeq names its product zinc finger in N-recognin protein. Gene Ontology annotation, molecular function: zinc ion binding; ubiquitin protein ligase activity. Gene Ontology annotation, cellular component: ubiquitin ligase complex; cytoplasm. Gene Ontology annotation, biological process: ubiquitin-dependent protein catabolic process via the N-end rule pathway; protein ubiquitination. The record is from RefSeq and is a predicted model, not a curated record. Bases 1 to 699 code for a protein of 232 amino acids. Lineage: Eukaryota; Discosea; Longamoebia; Acanthamoebidae. The transcript is spliced from 8 exons.